Molecule: messenger RNA, 2738 nt
Organism: Branchiostoma floridae (Florida lancelet)
Lineage: Eukaryota; Metazoa; Chordata; Leptocardii; Amphioxiformes; Branchiostomatidae
Exons: 6
Coding region: 150-1022 (290 amino acids)
Source: RefSeq, a predicted model, not a curated record
CUUGUUUUCCCGAGGUCAUUGCCCCCUGUGGCUCCGGAGUGAAUGUUGUGAGGAGAGAGACGGAGGAGGAGAGAGACGGAGUUUGUUGAUCAGGGAGCGGAGUUCCCGCCAGCCUACUUGGGUUCUAGAAUAGUCUCCUCCCGCCAGAGAUGGUCAUGAAGCAAUGUCCGGCAUGUGCUCAACAGAUCCCAGUAGCCUGUAAAAGCUGUCCCUGCGGCCACCUCUUCAUGAGUAAGCGACCUUUGAACCCCAAGCCCCUGUCGGCAGCCUCAGACGUGAGUCAUGAGGACAGCAGGGAGGGAGAGGAACAGGUUGUGUUGUUGUUGUUGUUGUUUACAGACGUGAGUCAUGAGGACAGCAGGGAGGGAGAGGAACAGGUUGUGUUGUUGUUGUUAUUGUUGUUGUUGUUUACAGAUGUGAGUCAUGAGGACAGCAGGGAUGGAGAAGAACAGGUUGUGUUGCUGUUGUUGUUAUUGUUGUUGUUUACAGACGUGAGUCAUGAUGACAGCAGGGAUGGAGAGGAACAGGUUGUGUUGUUGUUGUUGUUGUUUACAGACGUGAGUCAUGAGGACAGCAGGGAGGGAGAGGAACAGGUUGUGUUGUUGUUGUUAUUGUUGUUGUUGUUUACAGACGUGAGUCAUGAGGACAGCAGGGAGGGAGAGGAACAUUUUCUUGUCAAUCGAGAGGGUGUCAUAGCAACGCACACCAUCCGUCAUAUUGGUGCACACCAACAAAGGGUGGCGCUAGAAGCGGACCGUGAUGACACCAACAGUAACUUCAGCGAGGCGAGCGGCGCGUCUGCGUCAGCUGACCAGGGGGAGGGUGCCCCCAGGAAGAAACGGCCGGGAAGGCCGAAAGGCACGGUCAGCAAAAACAAGGAGGGGAACAGCGCUGAGAAAGAGAAGAAUGCAGAAGAAGAGAUGUUCAACAACCUGACGUUAGAACAGAAACUGCUGUACUCCAUAGCUCUGGCGGACAUUAACCACAAGCUCAGAGGGCAACGUUUCAAAAUACCAGAUUAAAAACCACAAACUCAGAGGGCAACGCUUCAAAAUACCAGACUAAAAACCAAAAACUCAGAGGACAACGUUUCAAAAUACCAGACUAAAAACCAGAAACUCAGAGGACAACGUUUCAAAAUACCACACUGAAAAACAGCAAAUUCGAAAUUCAGAGGGCCGCACUACAAAACACCAGACUGAAAACUGCAAAUUCAGAGGACAACGUUUCAAAAUACCAGACUAAGAACAAAACUCACUCAGAGGGCAGCACUUCAAAUAUCUGACUAAAAACCACAAAAUCAGAGGACAGCAAAAAUACCAGAUUAAAAACCACAAACUCAGAGGACAACGUUUCAAAAUACCAGACUGAAAAACAGCAAAUUCGAAAUUCAGAGGGCAACGUUUCAAAAUACCAGACUGAAAACUACAAACUCAGAGGACAACGCUUCAAAAUUCCAGACUGAAAACUACAAAAGAAGCACAGAGGGCAACGUUUCAAAAUUCCAGACUGAAAACUACAAAUUCAGAGGACAACGCUUCAAAAUUCCAGACUGAAAACUACAAAUUCAGAGGACAACGCUUCAAAAUACCAGACUAAAAACCACAAACUCAGAGUGAAGUGACUGUUGAAGUCAAUGUGUAUAAUGGAAGGUUAGAAACAGAGUCUUGAGUUGUAUGAAAGCUGCAGCAGUUGGUUCUCUGUAAUAGUUCCAUCAUAAUCUUGUAGUGCCUUCAGAUCUUUGCUGCUAGUAUCCAGAUAUCAGUGUGUUGGGAAGCCUGGAGUCUGGUGUAACAUUGACAUGUUUCCUCCUGAUGGUUUUUAGCAUAGAACUGACCAGACCGGCCUUGUUCCAGCAUCUUCAGGAUGGUUUUGUAAAAUAGCAUUCAAAAUCUGAUGUUUCGGUGUAAAGGUCUGACAUUGGUUACAUUCUGCCUUCAUUGAUACUUGUGAUGUAAAUAGAGAAGUUCCUAGCAAGUAUUUUCACCAGUUGUGCCACUUUGAGACAUCCAUCCUGUACAUUUGAAGUCAUUUCCUGCAAUAGAACUCUGCCACCUGGUGCAGAGUAAGAUGGAUAAGACUACAUGUAGUAACCAGGAAAACACUGUAUUAUACAAAGUAAAGCUUGAUGGCCUUUCCAAGUGCACUUGUCAGGAAUAUUAGAUUAUACUUCUUGGUAGGGCAAGUGCUAAAAGAAUUGGAUAUGAACAAAAUGACGUAAAUUUGAUGUAAAAAUACAGCUCUAUAUUGAUAAACAAAUUUGAUGUUAUUAUUAUUGUCAGCACAGAAGACUGGACUUAUGUAUAGGAGUAGCUUUUUGUGUUAGAUACUGGAGUUAUGUAUAGGGGUAGAUUUUUGUGUUAGAUAGUGUCAAGAAUUGAUACUUGUCAUGGCUGUUGGGCUGUCACCCACUUUGCAUUUUUCCCAUCCGUCUCAUUGUUUGGGAUGCCAAGUUGUUUAAUUUUCAUCGUAAAUUUGUCAUUUUAAGGUUACAAAAAAUAUUGUCAUCAAUGUCAUGUCAUGGAGUUCUGAUUCUUAACGGACAAAACGGUGACAUUUUUUGUCCAUCCCAAAAGCCAGUGUCUGUCCUGGGCCGGAUGUAGGGACAGGUCCUGGAGACAGCCCUGCCUGUGCUCCUUUCUGUGCUACAAACAUGGCUCUACUCUUACACAUCAUGUCUGUGAAGUUAGUUUAUGACACUACUGAUGCAAAAUAAACUUCAUGUUGAAGCAUUGUCA